AUCUCGGAGCUGGCGGGGCUGAGGGCGUACUCGGAUUCCCAGGUUGGAAGAUUAUCUCACUCCAAAGAAGUUCUUCCAGCAAUAUAUAAGCUAAACUAGAUUGGUGUUAUCUCAGUAAAGCUGCCUUGGGUGGAGGAGGCAUCCAUCCUUAAAGGAGUACCACACACACACACACCAAGAGAUCACUAUCGUUCUUUGAUAAGCGGCAGCAACUAUGAUGAUGCUGAGAGUGGAAGAGCUGGUAGGUACAAAACUCACCUUUCAUAGUAACUGCUGUGUUAAGGUUUGAACUGCGUCCAGUUUAAUUGUGCCCUGGAUAUUACAUUCUUCUGCAAACUGUCUCUUAUUAAUGUGAUGAUUUAUACCACUGCGAGAAGCUUGGCUGUUCUUUUGGUGGUAGUUUUAACCUGUGCCAUGCAUGAUGACUUGAGCAGAUUGUGCUGGGAUGUAAUUCUGAAGGCGGCCCUGUUUAGGGAGGCUUUUAAAAUUUGAUGUAGUACAGUAUUUUAAUAUUUUUUUGGAAGCCGCCCAGGGUGGCUGGGGAAGCCCAGCCAGAUGGGCGGGGUAUAAAUAAUAAAUUAUUAUUAUUAUUUUGUCCAGCUGAGUUUGUGUGGUGGUUAAGAGCAGGAGCUAAGAGCUGAAAAUCCACCCAAUUCAAAUCUCAGCACAGCUGUGGGCUUGCCUGGUGGCUUCAAGCAGGCUGGUAUCGCAUAGUCCCAAGCCUUUAUUGCAUUAUAUCACGAGGUAAAUAAUGUUGGCCUACCUUACAAAGUUGUUGUAACGAUGACUGAAAUGACGUGUGAGAUGCCUUAACAACACAGGGGAAGCAUUAAUGAAAUACUAAGCAUCUUUGCUGAAGAAAAUGGUCUAACUUUAGGGUAGUCCCAGAGUGUAUAAAUCGGAUUAUGUGCUGUAAAAAUUAUGUAAGAAAAACGGAGCUGGUUCUACCUUUGGAGAUACAAUGGACUCUUAAAGAAAAAAACAAAGGAAGGAAGGAAUAUCUGCUUAUUUUUUUGCCAUCUUUUGAUCCAAUGGGACCUUCAAGGUGGUUCAAAACAAACUAUAACUAUUAUCUGUGCUGGGAACAGGGAUGGAUUACAGCUCCUAAUCUCAUAAAUUACAUGUGAUUCAACUCUUGCCAGCUGCGUCCAAAUUAACAUCUAGGCAAAGAAACUCGUGAGCAUGUUUCCAGCUAUGUUUGAGCUGUGCCAAGCACGCAAGCUGGAUUCAGAAGUAAUUGGGAACAAUUCCGGGCAGGAUAAUAAAGAGCCAAAAGGAGUUGAGUGGCUUAAUAGGCCUCUUCUCACCUCUGAUGUUCAUAACUGCUAUUGAUGACAGAUCCCUUGAUCCCUUGUUGUACUGGUUGGGGCUGAUGGAAAUUGUCAUACACAACCUCUGGAGUUCAGAGUUCCAGAAGUACAAUGAUAAUUCUCUAUGAGGUGACUGCAUAGUAGGUGAUAAUGUUUAGGUCCAGAACAUCGGAAGGGUACCAGAUUGGCUAGCCCUACUUUAGACUUAGCAACCCAAUGCACCCCUGGCCCACAGCACCCAAAUCUCCUUUUGCCUGCCCAUUUCCUUCAUCUGUCGAGUUCACAGACCCUCCUACCCCUAAGCCCAAAUAUGUGGCUUUACCCCAGUUUUACUUUCCCCUGGAUUUCUCCAUUCUCCCGCCUGCAAGCCUGCAAUGCCCAUCCCAUCCUCAAGUCUUUAUUUUUCAGACCACUGUCUUGUUGGGCCACUUGCUUCAGUAACCUUGUCUCUUGACGUCCUCCCUCUCAUUCCUGUAUUCCUGUCCCAAAUGGCAGAGAGCUCAUUGUAAGUGCUAUAAGCUAAAGAUAACCCAAGCUGCCUGCUUCAGCUACCUUAUUUCAUUCUUUUCUAGCCUGGUUGCUGGACUCCAGCUGUCACCAUCCUUGACCUUUGGCCAUGCUGGCUGAGGACGAUUAGAGUUGGAGUCCAGCAAGGUCUGGUGGGCACCAGGUUGGGGGUGGCUGACUUUUUUUCUCAGGCCCUUUCCCCAAGCCUCACCUUUUUUUCUUUCUGGUCCACUCCCUACUUUGCACCCUUUCUUCAACCUCCUCCUUGCCUCUGACCUUCAUGCUUCUUAUCUCCCCUGAAUACAUCUUUCCCUCCAUCAACAAACCUUAUAAAGCCGUCUCUGGGUCAUGCGAAAGGUGUUAAAUUGACAGCUUUCCUUUCCAGAUGCUGGGCUAGGCACAUUUCUACCUGUUCCCUGAGCAUUUGGAAUCAGAUGAACAAUGUUCAGUGCCAUGAUUUCAACUCGUCCAUUGCUUUCCGAAAAGGCACCCUGUCUUUGAGCCAUCAUUUUCACCUCCGUUUCCUCAGUAUUUCUCGAGGGCUGCUUGCCCUGUCCUCACGUGUUAGCUCUGCUUCUCAAUAUGUCAGAAAGCAAGGCGUUGACACUCUUGAACCAUUGUUCCUUUGACAGGUGACAGGCAAAAAGGCAGACGGUAGAGAGACAGGAGAUUUCCUCCCAGAGGACUUCAAAAAUGGAGAGUAUGAAGCUGCCGUAAGGUUAGAGAAACAAGAGGACCUGAAGACCCUCACGGACCACUCAGUGGCACGACACAAUCUGACCUACAAAGAAGAGAAAGCACUUGAAGCUGAGGUAAAAUUGUGUUUCUUGUGUAUCUUUUUGCACUUCUGGAACUCUGAAGUUUCGAAUUCCUGUGGUCUGCCCUCUAACUAAGAAGGGAGUUUAGAAAAAUAGGUCCUGAUAGAUGUACACUGGAAACCAGUAGAAAGAUUCCCAACCCCCAGGGUCUUGUUACAUUGCCAAUAUGUUAUUAACUGGGACUCAACAUAUCCUAAUUAUAACUAGAAAACCAGGAAUGAGAGGAAAUUAGAAGGGAUAGGCCACAACUCCCUAGGGAAUACACCUGUUUUACAUUUAAAAAGCCCACACUCUACAUAUUCAGUGUAUUCAGCUAAAAGUGUCACAAACUACAGGAUUGGGGAAAUGGUGUCUCUGAAAAUCUGGAAAAUGGCUACCAGUUAUGGCUGAAAGCCACGGAUUAGAGACAAACCAAGACAUUUUGGUAUUUGAAGCAAAAACUAAUCCCAAGUCUCCAGGCAGAUAUCUCUCCUCUUCACUGGAGAUGCUGGGGAUUAGGGAUGGACAAAUUUGUUAAUUUCAUUUUCUCAUUUCCCUACCUGCAUCAAUUUGUGAUUUAUAUAUUUUUUUUAAAUCUCAUAAAAAAUUAUCACUUUAAUGUAACUGUCUACUAUACAUAUACUUCCAUGCAGUUUUGCCUGCUAUACAUAUCCUCCCCACAACAGAAUGCAUUUUAUAUGUUAUUUUCAGGAAAAUAUGCAAAUUUUGUCUUAAUAUAUGAAUUACAAAAGAACUGCAGCGAAAAUUCAGAGAAGUACAAUUUUGUGAAGAUAGCUUGUGUUUUGGUUUGCACAUAGGCCAGUUUGCAUUAAAAUGUGAAUCAAAUUUCUCACCCAUCUCUGCUGAGACAAUUCACACUGAGGCUUUCUGCAUGCAACUAAUGUGUUAUCCCACCCCUCACAUGCCAAGGAUAUAUUGGGACAUCUGGGUGUUCCUCCUUAAAAACAUUUUUGCCUUCCGUUUAUAAGAUAAGGUCAUCUGCAAUUGUUUGGUUCAGUGCCAACAGAAUUAUGCCCAUCAUUUCAAGAAUGGCAACAUUAUUAAAAAUCUUCCUCAAUGAGAACAAAAUUUUAAGGUGGGCAAUAAAAAUAAGAUUCCACCAACCCUUCCUCAAAGAUAUAUGAAAAUAGGAAAGACAUUACUGGAAUUUAAAUCCACAGACUUUUCCUUUGAAGUAACAGAUUAUUGUGAGCUGGUGAUUUAGCAUUUUACAGCUUCCCUGGCGAUGGAUUAUUCAAAUGAAGAAUUACAUAACAGGGUUAAGUUUAAGGGGAUCCAAAUUCUACAUGGGUUUUAAAGGGUUUUGAAUCAACCGCCCCUUCCCCAGCCCAAGACACUUUUUGCAAUGAAGGUUCAACUUGAUACUUGAUCAAGAAUCAUUCCAAAAAGGAGAUACAGUGAAUCUGCCAGAGCAACAAUCAUUCUGCAUUUGGGGGAUAAAUUAUGUCACUCAUUAGCACCUUGUUCUGUGAAAAGCAAGUUGGGUUGUUACUCUACAUUAAAGAUGUAGCCUGCGCUUUAAAUAUAGGCUGACACGUAUUUAUAACUAGAAUAAAUUCUAAGGAACAUGUGACCCUGUGUUAUGUCUGGAUGGUUCCUUAAUCACUUAUCCGUCUCACAUUUAAAUAACUAGUAGCAUUUUUUCAGCAGAAUUUCAAGUGGUAUCUUUAAAUUUGAAUUGGAGUAUUGACAUUAGCGUAGUAUUAGUAGCUGAAGUAACGCCUUUUCUGAUUAUUUUAACUGUUGAAGGGGAUUCCAAGGAGAUUGUAUGUUGAAGCUAAUGUUAUUGUUCCUUAUAUUGCUCUAAUUUCUUGGCAGUCACUCACAAUGGCUACUUCCAGUGCCUUUUUCCUAGAGACGUGCCAGAACUCAGCAUGAACAGUUCCCUUGUUCUCUUAGAAUGGCAGUAGCGCCCACCUGAGAAGGGCUGGAACUGAGUUCCAUUGAGUUCUGGCAGGGAAAAAAAGCCCUGGCUAUUUCCACCAUUGGAGGUUGCAACUCUGAAUACCAGUUGCAGAGAUUCACAAAUGGGAGCAGGACAUUUGUGCUUGCCGGCUUUCCACAGGCAUCUGGUUGGCCACUGUGAUAACAGGAUGCUGGAGUGGAUAAAACAGUGGUCUGGUCCAGGAGGGAUCUUCUUAUGUUCUUAUUUGCUUUUGUUGUUGUUGUUGUUCAGAUCAAGAAAAAGAAAUUAGAGGCGAGACCAAAACUUGAGAGCUUGGAAGAUCUUGAAAAAAUCAUUCAGCUGAAGAAAAGGAAAAAAUUCAAGAAGGUUAAAGUGCCCGUUGUAAAGGAGCCUGAACAAGAAGUUAUAGUAAGUUCAGGGGCAAAAUAGUCUUCUUUGCUAUCUUUAUGGGGUUCCCCCACAAGGAACUGAACUAACUCUUAUUUCUGCUCUCCAUCAGACUGAACCCGUGGAUGUUCCAACAUUUUUAAAGGCGGCCUUGGAGAACAAGAUGCCAAUAAUUGAAAAAUACCUGGCAGACAAAGGAGAUCCAAACGUUUGUGAUGAGGUAUGAUUUGUUCAUCAAUUUCUGUCCCAAAUCUCCUAUAAGGCGCACAUCUUUGAUCUUAGCUUUAACAGUCAUGGCUUUCCCAAAGGAUUCUGGGAGUUGUAGUUUGAUGAGGGUAGAGAAGGUUCUCUCUUUAAAGAGCCUGAUCUCUCCCCAACCACUGCUGUUUCCAGAUCUCCGUAGGGAGAAUGAAUGCCUCUCAAACCAGUAUUUAGAGGUUUUUAUGUCCUCCUUAAAAAUUAUAUUUUAAGGUUAAAUUUAAAAACCACCACCACUCUGUCAGUGUUACCUUUUGAAGCAGAUACACUUUUCACGAUUAAAGUAUUCUGAACUCCCAACACAGGAGAGCAUUAUUUCUUUAAAUGGGCCUUCAAGCAAUAUCAAAAAUCUAUUUCCUUGUGCUUGUCGUGUUUUGUCUUCAUGAAUUUAUGCUGUUUAAAUUGUACAGCUAAGAGAGCCUACUGUUACUGAAGGUUGGCUUAUAAACUGACAAAACUAAACAAGUUAAGUACAUAAAUGCCGUACGGGGCUGUUGUUAACAAAAGACUGAAAUUAUGAUUUAUCUGGCAUUGUAUACAUAUCUGUACAUGACACCAUACAUGGUAAUGAAAGAGAAGGCCUUGCCUUCGGGAGCUUAAUUUAAACGAGGGGGAGGGAAGUUUAGCGAGGCGUGAGAAGGAAAUGAAAAACUUUACAUGUGCAUGUCUUGUUUUGGUAAGGGUGAGACGGGCGGGGUUAAUUUAUGUGUAAAGUGUUUUGAAUAUUCAACAUGCUAAGGGUUGUAUGAUUUAUUUCAAAGCCUUGCAGGUUAAAACUGACCACACUAUGACUAUUCCUUUUGACAGUACAAGCGCACAGCUUUGCACAGAGCAUGCUCAGAAGGGCACCUGGCAGUUGUGGAGAAGUUAGUAGAAGCAGGAGCCCACCUUGAAUUCCAGGAUAUGGUAAGUGUUCAUUGGACACACGCACAGUUCCUUGGGGUGGUUCACACAGACACACAUUCGCUACUCAUCCACUGUAACCAUCAAUAAGCCAUGCCUAGCCUGUUGCAGAUGGAACCACUACAGUGGUACCUCGGGUUACAGAUGCUUCAGGUUACAGACUCCACUAACCCAGAAAUAGUACCUUGGGUUAAGAACUUUGCUUCAGGAUGAGAACAGAAAUCACACAGCGGCAGCGCAGCGGGAGGCCCCAUUAGCUAAAGUGGUACCUCAGGUUAAGAACAGUUUCAGGUUAAGAACGGACCUCCAGAAUAAAUUAAGUUCUUAACCCGAGGUACCACUGUAUUACCUCCUGCUAUCUCAAACACAAGGCUUUUCUUUUCAAUAAAGUUUUUUAUUUUCCAAAGUAAUAAAACUUUUAUCAACAAUAACAGGGCACAAGUUUAGUGGCUAAGAAUCAUCAGGAUAUGAGUAAUUAGGUGCUGAAAACUCACAUCAUAUGUGAACCAGUUGACAAAUAUUUAUUAUUAUUUUCCUCUGGCGUAGCUUGAAUCCACAGCUAUUCAUUGGACCUGCCGUGGCGGCAACGUGGAAAUCCUGAAGUACUUGCUGAACAAAGGAAUAAACAGGAAUGCUAGAGAUAAGGUAAGCUAUUAUUAUUUCAGUUUGAAAAACUGAGGUGGGAAAAGUUAAAAGUGGAUUUGCGAGCUGUUUGUACAAGAGGACCUUUUAGAUCUGAGCUCGUUGUUUCUCACCUUAGAAUGCCUUGCCCUGCUUCUGUUGAUUAUGUCUCUCCCUGCCCUUCCUUUUCUACCAGUUGCUCAGCAGUCCUCUACACGUGGCUGUAAGGACAGGUCAGUACGAAUGCGGGGAGCACCUCAUCGCCUGUGAAGCAGAUCUCAAUGCCAAAGACAGGGUAAGCCAGGGGUCAGCAAACGUUAAUUCGUUCUGCGAGUUUUUUCGUCUUGCGAGUUUUUUCAUCUUGCGAUGCACAGUUUCCAUUUUUUCAAAAAAAUCUUCAAAAACCUCAAAAAAGGCUACCACACCGCGUGCUAUGAGUUGCUCCUCGAAGUCAAGGCCUUCUCGGUAGUGGCGCCCGCUCUGUGGAACGCCCUCCAAUCAGAUGCCAAACAGAUAAACAACUACCUGACCUUUAGAAGACAUCUGAAGGCAGCCCUGUAUUGGGACGUUUUCAACGCUUAAUGUUAUUUUAUGUUUCUAGAUAUGUUGGAAGCUGCCCAGAGUGGCUGAGGCAACCCAAUCAGAUGGGUGGGGUACAAAUAAUACAAUUAUUAUAAUACAGCACAAAUCACUUCUGUAGCAUGCUGGUCUGUUUUCAAGGAACGUGCAUUAUUGCAGGAAUUUGGUGACUGUAGCCCUAUUGUCUCCCAAAUCCACCAACCCCAGCGAGCAUAAGCAAUAGUGAGGGAUGGUGGAGGUGCAAUGACACCUGCAGUUUACGGGCUCCCCAUUGCUCAGUUAGUGUCUUUAGGGUAGCAAAAUAGCAGAUGAUUGUGAUCUCUAAAGGAAACUUCAGGGAGAGAAUAGCAAUAGUACUUAACAUUCCUUUGAACUACCCAUUUCAACUCAGCUUCACAACAGCACACUUAAAUAAUAAUCAUUAUCACUAUUGGGUGCAAGAUGAUGGUGUAAUUUAUUGAGUACUUUCACUAUUACGCAAGUAGAGCCUCAAAGCUCAUCAUAUUCAUUUUUGUCUCCUCUGUUCUAGGAAGGAGAUAGUCCUAUGCAUGACGCAGUGAGACUGAAUCGUUAUAAAAUGAUUCGACUCCUGAUCAUGUAUGGUGCCAACCUAAACAUGAAGAAUGCUGUAAGUAUUCCCUAACUCUUUGCUGUUUUCCUAAGUAAGCCAUGUUGAGUUUAUAAAGAAAAUCAGGGCACUAGUUACUAAAAUAAAAACACCAAAACGACCGCAGUAGGAUUGGAUUGCAUCUAACUUUUGCUAGUUUCCACGUUCGUAGAUUUUGCUGUCCACAUUCACUUUCUAGUCUUGAACACUUGUGCUAGCAAAUUGACCGGUUGUGAGGAAUAGGUGCAACUGGGCAAGAAAGAUGCACUUGUUGAAUGGAACUGGUGUCUGUGGGGGAUGCAUUCAUUGCCCAUGCACCACUCUCAAAGUUGUCAUGCACCCGGAAAGACAUUUUUUGAUGCAUUUGUCACUUCAAAGAGGCAUAAGCAGUCAUAAUUAAGAGAGCUUCCCACUACCACAUCUGCAGAUGGCUAAGUCACAGAAACAGAGAGCAAUGACGACAUUUCAAGGGGGUAAAUAUUAAUGCCGUUUUCCUAACUUUCCUUCAUAGGAGGGGAAAACUCCAAUGGAUCUUGUUCUGCAGUGGCAAAAUGGCACCAAAGAAAUAUUCAACAGCCUGAAGGAGAACUCUUACAAGAGCUCCCCUAUAGACACAUUCUGAAGACUCAAAACGUCAAUGGACUGGACAGUUUCCUUGCAAAAAGCAAAAUAUCACCAAUGUGAAGAGCAGGAGCAUUAUAAAUGCCGCCACCUUCACAGAAUACAAGCAUUUUGUCCUGCUGCCUUUGCUAAAGCCACAAGGAACCAAAAGAGGGUCCUGAAAUACUUCAAAGACAGUUUCGAGUGUUGAGAAGCCUCUGAUAUCAAGCUGGUUUAUUUAUUUCUAUUCCAUCAUUUCUCCCAUAGUGUUUCUUUUCCGAUAUUUUCAGUAAGUCAUGUUGGUACUGCUGUUCUAUAGAAAAAGACCAUCUUACUAAUGUGGUAAUCUGAACCAGUCAGGAGCAUUAAGCCCCUUUAAAAACCACACACAAGCCAACAGGCUUUCAGAGCCUAUUAGCAGUGUUUCCCAUUAAACCCUCUUUCGAUAGACAGUAUUUGUUAUUGUCACCCGGGUUCUGCUGAAUUGCUAUUGUCAGAGCAAGCUGUUAAAAAAGCAAAGAUCAGAGGGUUGGAGAAUAGUAGUGAGAAAAAGGGGAAAGCAAAGUGGAAUAAAAAAAAGGAAGGGCUCUGCUCUUCUGCGGAAGUUUUUAAUUCAGGCUACCUGAACUACACAAGAGGCAGCCAGCAUGGCACUGUCCUGGUGUUGUGGGAUUAAACCUCCCUACCAACCCCAUCGACUGGCCAUGCUGGCUGGGGCUGGUGGGAAUUGGGAGUCUAGGAACCUCUAGAGGUCGCCAUAUUGGCUACCUCUAAACUGCAGUGUUCAAGACAGGAAGUUGGGCAGACGAAGAGGACGGAAUCCAAAGAUGAAGAGGAAAAAUUGCUGUUACUGUCGAAGCUCGAUAUUGUAACAAAUGGUACUGUAUAUUUGUAUGGCUUUUUAUGUACAUUUUGUAUUAAACCCUAUUUAAACGUUUUAAAAGAAGCAACAGAACUGCUCGCUUUAAUCUACCUGAAUGUAUUAUUUCUUCAUCUGAUGAUGUUAUGAGGGAUAGAAGAUGCUGGAGGUAAGAGUCAUGGGGGAAAGGAAGUACACCUUCUUUGAACUCUGUGGUUUUACAUAUCAGGACAUAACAGCAAUCUGUUCCUUAGCAGCUCUUAAAAUUAGGUAAAUACAACCUCAGAUGAACAACAACACAUGUCAUAUUACACCAUGAUUUAUUCAACAAAAAUAAAGCCAAAAUGUCCUCAUGUAAAACUACAGAAUUCAAAGAGGGUGUACUUUCCUUCUCCCAUGUGUUUGUGUGUACACACAACAGACGUUUCAACCAAGAUGAAAAAUUGGAUACCAUCUUCUUCAAAUGUCACAUUUCUCAAUGACUUGAAGGGAACUAAGACAGCCCUAUCCCAAACCAUUCCUACUGUCUAGCUCAGGUCCAGAUUCUAUAGAAACUUACCACCAGACCACUUUAUAACCGAUAAAGCUCAAGUAGCAUCUUAGUUGAAUUAAAGGAGGAAAAGUCAGUGGCAAGAGGACGCACACACUUUGCAAAGUAAACAUUUCUGAAUGAUUUUUAGUUUACUCAGAGAUCAAAGCCAAGCCCAAUCAGUUCUGCCAAGGCAAGAGUUUCAGGCAGUGAUGCACGUCAGUUGCAAAAUAAAUAUGAAAUACUUUUGAAGCUGUAACAGCAACACCUGAAGCUACUUGGUAAUAAGCAAUCCUGACGGUAUUUGCUGGCAUUCCUGUUGAGUGUUUCAGGGCCACAGCCCACAAACAGCCAUUCCUUUAUCUUGUGAACCUCUCUGAGAUCUUCC
Messenger RNA from Podarcis lilfordi (Lilford's wall lizard), 10272 nucleotides. Lineage: Eukaryota; Metazoa; Chordata; Lepidosauria; Squamata; Lacertidae. The record is from the annotation of a GenBank genome assembly.